AUGCAUUUCAGCGAUGAGGUAGUUCAACGACAAGGCAACCUUCCGGUCGCCGCCGCCAUCGAGGAGAACGCCUCUGCCGAGAACCGACGAUGCCAACUCCGGGACACAGUCAGGCCGACGGCCCUGGCUGUCCUCGGUCGCGCACACCGCCAACAUCGGGACUGGUUCGACAAAAAUAACGCCUCCAUCACCAACGUACUCGCAGGGGAGAACCGACUGCACAAAGCCUACGCCAUUCGUCCUACCGAUGACAACAAAGCAGCCCUCUGCCGUAGUCGUCGCCUUGUGCAACAACGGCUGCGAGCGAUGCAGGAGACCUGA
Spirometra erinaceieuropaei is the source of this 321-nucleotide messenger RNA. The record is from the annotation of a GenBank genome assembly. NCBI's taxonomy places the organism in Eukaryota, Metazoa, Platyhelminthes, Cestoda, Diphyllobothriidea, Diphyllobothriidae.